CUCUUUCUCUCGCUGCGCGACGCUCCUCAGCGGCAAGAUGGCGGCGGCGCAGCAGGAAGCUCGCGAUGGAGCCGCGCAGUUGGCGAGGCCCCCGUCAGAGACUGACCCCCUCGGCCGCUUCACGUGUCCCGUGUGCCUGGAAGUGUUCGAGAAGCCGGUGCAGGUGCCCUGCGGACACGUCUUUUGCUCUGCAUGCCUGCAGGAAUGUCUGAAGCCGAAGAAACCUGUCUGUGGGGUGUGUCGCAGCGCUCUGGCACCUGGCGUCCGAGCUGUGGAGCUCGAGCGACAGAUCGAGAGCACAGAGACUUCUUGCCAUGGCUGCCGUAAGAAUUACGUCCUAUCGAAGAUCCGAGCCCAUGUGGCUUCAUGUUCUAAAUACCAGAAUUACAUCAUGGAAGGUGUGAAGGCCACCACCAAGGAUGCAUCCCUUCAACCAAGAAAUGUCCCAAACCGGUACACCUUUCCUUGUCCUUACUGUCCUGAGAAGAACUUUGAUCAGGAAGGACUUGUGGAGCACUGCAAAUUAUCACACAGCAUGGAUACCAAGUCUGUGGUUUGUCCCAUAUGUGCCUCAAUGCCCUGGGGAGACCCUAGCUACCGCAGCGCCAACUUCAUGGAGCAUAUCCAGCGCCGCCACCGCUUUUCCUAUGACACUUUUGUGGACUAUGAUGUUGAUGAAGAUGACAUGAUGAACCAAGUGUUGCAACGAUCCAUCAUUGACCAGUGAGCAGGGUCCUCACUGUCCACCUCAUUCUAGAGCUUCCAUUACGCAUUAGGUGUGAGCCCUUGACUCCUGCACCGGACAGGGUCACUUCUCCCAGGGUGACAGGGCCUUAGGGCAGAGCUGUUUCCUUUGGGCUCUUGUUGACAUUGUCUUCCCCACUGAUAACCUUGUUGUUCCCAUGGCCUGCUCUCCCCAUACCUCGGCUACUGCCUCCUUUAAGCAGAGUCCAGCUUCUGUUCCCAAAUGCUCUUGUUUCACAUUCAUCCUUCUGUCCAGUGUCCAUCUCUUCAGUCCUCCUAGCCAGCCGGCCCCUUCCCCGGGCCAUGAAUAGCACAAUUCAACAGGGACUCCUUUCCCUGGCCCUGAGGUACCUGGGUUCUGCUGUAUACCCAGCCAGGGCUGCGCUUCCCUUUUCUUCCUGGAUGACCUUGGGGUUUCACAAACUGAUGCUGGAAGUUGUGGUUACUGCUGUUUCCCUACACCUCCUGCACGUCCAUAGAACUGAUGGCUUCUGUCUUAAAUGCCUGACAGUGCCUUUUUAGGAUAAGGUAUCAUCGUAGAACUAGAAUGGAAGUGUUGGACAGCAAAGCUGGGGUGCAUUCAUCUGUUAAGUGCGGAGAGAGUGGGAGGUGUGGCUUUUGAUUUUUUCACACUGAUGAGUGUUCCAGGUGGCUGGGUCAUGUGCCCCUCUGUUGUGUAUCUGCUGAUACUCUUGCUCUGAAGAAUGAAAGAGCCCUUGGAUGAUGGUGGCGGGGCACUGACUAUUGUAUGUGCUGCUUGAUAACUUGAACCUGAGCAUUAUUGCUGUCUUACGGAUCUCCUUGCUCAAGUAUGUGUUUUAAAACCCUGCCUUUCAUUGCAAAGGCUGUGGCAAAGCCAGGGUCAUAGCCACUUGUCUCUUCAAAGCCCCUGUUGGGAAGUUAAGAAAGGUGGUCUGCUGGAGGCUCUCUUGAGCAGCAGCUCUAAAAGCUGCAAGUCCAGCACAUUUUACAGAAUACAGAAUGGGCACUACCAGGCAGCAGAACAGACUCUAACAGACCCAGAGCUUUGGGGGUUAGUUGUCCUUCCUGUCUUAUGGCUCUGGUCCAGCUGAGACUGCAUGCAAUAGUAUGCUUUUGAUGCCAUGUGCACUUCCACCAUGGCCUCUGCCUGCCAGGGAAAAGCUAGCUCAGAUCCUCCUAACUGAGUUGAGCAGGAUCACUUUCCCAGUGUUACUGUUUAGAAGGGCCCAGACAUUACCACUUCACGGUAUCUCCUGGAAAGGUUUGCUCAGGAGACACCAGGAGGGAAGUUUGACACGACCUUGACUGGAGAACUGAGAAGGGCGCAGCUGUGCAACAGGAAUCUCUUGUCCUGCAUUACGUCCACUAACUACUUCUAAUACAACGGCUUUCCAGAAAGUGUGGUGAUUGUGUUCUGGCUUUUAAAAGGUGAACUAUAAAUAAAUUUCAUAAUUUAUCCAACCAGAAA
Phodopus roborovskii (desert hamster) is the source of this 2194-nucleotide messenger RNA. It is a transcript of the gene Rnf114, whose product is annotated as ring finger protein 114. The coding region runs from base 38 to 727 and encodes 229 amino acids. Lineage: Eukaryota; Metazoa; Chordata; Mammalia; Rodentia; Cricetidae. The record is from RefSeq and is a predicted model, not a curated record. The transcript has 7 exons. Gene Ontology annotation, biological process: ubiquitin-dependent protein catabolic process; protein polyubiquitination. Gene Ontology annotation, molecular function: ubiquitin protein ligase activity.